Messenger RNA from Fusarium sp. VM40, 1266 nucleotides. The record is from the annotation of a GenBank genome assembly. Lineage: Eukaryota; Fungi; Ascomycota; Sordariomycetes; Hypocreales; Nectriaceae.
AUGGCCUUCCUUCUUCAAAAGCGUAUUCAGCCUCGCCUUCUCUCUGCGCUUGUCAAACCAGGUCGGAGGAAUCAUUCAUUGGCACGCUUCGAUUGGGAAGACCCCAUUUCCACAAAAAGCCUUCUCACUUCGGAGGAGCUUGACAUUCAAGAAACUGCCAGAUCAUACUGCCAGGAACGUUUACUACCUCGAGUCCUCGAUGCUUAUCGAAGUGAAAAUUACGAUCGAAGCAUUCUUCGUGAAAUGGGAGAGCUGGGUCUUCUUGGAGCCACGAUAUCAACUCAUGGCUGUGCGGGAGUAAGCAGUGUGGCCUCAGGUCUCAUCACAAAGGAAGUUGAACGUGUAGACUCAGGCUACAGGUCCAGCAUGUCUGUCCAGAGCUCACUUGUUAUGGGUCCUAUUGCCGAACACGGCACACAGGAGCAAAAGGACCGUUUUCUUCCCCAGCUAGCUCAAGGAACUAUGGUUGGGUGCUUUGGCCUCACAGAGCCUAAUCAUGGCUCUGACCCCGGAUCUAUGGAGACUGUUGCUCGUCCACAUCCAACAAAGAAGGGAUAUCUCUCUCUUUCAGGGGCUAAGACGUGGAUCACAAACUCUCCCAUAGCUGAUCUACUUCUGGUCUGGGCUAAACUGGAAAGCACUGGCAAGAUUCGGGGAUUUCUCAUAGAAAGAGAUCAAUGUCCUCCUGGGACACUUGAGACGCCGGCUCUGAAAGACAAGAAUGGCCUGAGAGCAUCCAUCACCGGCAUGAUCCAAUUAGACAGUUGCCCAGUCCCUGAAGAAAAUAUGCUUCAGGUUGAAGGUCUCAAAGGACCUUUCAGCUGUCUCAACUCAGCCAGAUAUGGUAUCGCCUUCGGGACUAUGGGGGCUCUUGAGGACUGUGUUGAUCGCGCUCGGACAUACGCACUUGACAGGAAGCAGUUCGGAAACCCUCUUGCAAAGUAUCAGCUUGUUCAAAAGAAGUUGACUGACGCUCUUACUGAUGCCGCCUAUGGUACAUUGGCUGCAAUUCAGGUAGGAAGACUCAAGGAUGAAGGUACAUUGGCGCCUGAGAUGAUCUCGAUCAUUAAGAGGCAGAACUGUGAUCGGGCGUUAGCAGGAGCUCGAACGCUGCAAGAGAUAUUUGGAGGCAAUGCUGCCUCAGAUGAAUAUCAUAUAGGACGUCAUGUAGCAAACCUCUUCGUCGUUCAGACAUAUGAAGGACAAUCUGAUAUCCACUCAAUGAUUAUCGGAAAGGGUAUUACAGGUUUGCAAGCAUUUUACUAG